Triplophysa rosa is the source of this 8682-nucleotide messenger RNA. RefSeq names its product coiled-coil domain-containing protein 178. The coding region runs from base 133 to 2292 and encodes 719 amino acids. NCBI's taxonomy places the organism in Eukaryota, Metazoa, Chordata, Actinopteri, Cypriniformes, Nemacheilidae. The record is from RefSeq and is a predicted model, not a curated record. The transcript has 20 exons.
UGAAGUGUCGCGUCACACAAUACCAGGGUAAAUGUGUUAACGUGUACCACAUCGCGCUUGUUGCCUCGUUAAUAAGUAAAUGACGUUGAUGGCUCAACUUUCUGCGCUUUAGCAGAGAAAACAUAUUGAGGGAUGCCUGACAUAAAGUUACUCAAACUUCCUUCAAGUGAGGGAGCAUUCUUACAAGAUGGAAAUGUUUCAGCGCAGACAGUUUGCUCCAGCAGGCGACGCAGCUGUGCUCUGGUUAACACUCCCACACCAUGUGUGAGGAAAGCGGUGUGUCACAUCCAAGAGCUGAGGACAAAACUGGAAGGCCAAAAGGGUGGUAAUGCUCAGCAUGAAACCGAGAAUGAAAACAACCACAGUAACAUUUGGAAAUGUGUACCAUCUAGCGAUGGUAGAGAUGAGGAUGUCACCGCAGAACUGUGUAUCGAAGGCUUGGGUUUUUGUGCUGAAGGGAGUGAGCUGUUGACUCCACGUUGGAAGGAAACUGUAGAUGUUCUGGCAGAGGUGAUGUGUUUGAUGGAGCGUCUUGAGCUGGACCGGAGAGAUGCAGAGAAGGCCCUGCUGGAGGAGAAGGAGAAAGCCAAGAAACUUGUACAGAAACAAGACAGUCUCGCUCACUGGGAGCAGCAGGAGUUUCCUAUUGCAAUGGAGAAAGAGCGUGACGCCUGCUGCCCAGACAUCGCUGAGCUGACGUGGCGACUGAAAACAAGGAGAGAUCAGCAGCCGCAGGUGAGAGACAGGCUGACCCGCGCGGAGAUGCUGAACCGCCGUCUGAAUGAGGAUAUUGAUUUCAUGAGGGAACACGGGCCGCUUGUGGAGGAGAGACUCCGGACGGAGGAGGAAAUCAUGAAGCACAUCCGAACAACAGAAAGUCAGACCCGCGAGACGCUUACGAAUGUCUCGCAAGAGCUGAAAGAUUUUCAGCUGGAGUUUAAAGAGGAGCAGAUCAGAGCCGACACAGAGAAACACAACACCAACAAAGACAUCCAAACAUUAAAAAAUCAUCUGAGUGACAAACUGAGUGAGUUACACCAGCUGCAGUCACAGUGUGAGAUUUUUCACAGAAGCAUUAAAAAGUCUCAAGAAAAAGUAACAUUGAGAGACAGCCAAAUCAAAGCUGUGCUGCAAGAGAUCCGCCAGUUUGAGAGGCAGCGAGCAAACAGAAAUGAUGCCGUCAUGACAUUAAAAGAAAGAAUAGAGGAUAAAGAAGAGAUAUUCACCACAACAAACAAGCAACUACUACAACUUCAGACGCAAAUACAAACCACCAAAGGUGAAGGUGACGAGAAGGUCUCUGGAUCGAAUGCACUCUUGAGUCAAAAGAGACGGGAUUUAUUGGCCCUGCGAGCUGAAAACGAAGAGCGCACACUGGAAAUAGAAGAUUACAAGAAAAAGAUUCGCCAAAGUGAACACGCUGCGACACGGCUGCAGAAAGACCGUAAACGCUUGAUGCUGAAGAUCAACCUGAACGAGGAGCAGAGAAAAGAGGCCGAAGACGAACUCGAGCGGGUGUCUGACGACCACGCGUGCACCAAAAAUGAGCUGGGCCACCUGGAGCGACUGACGUAUCUGGAGGAGCUCGGGAACAGGAAACAAAUAGAAGUGAUGAGGAUACAGAUAGCGGAUGAAAUGAAGACUUUCGAUAUUCUCAAGGGAGAUAUCGCCACUGCUGCAGCAGAACUGAGUCGCGAACAAACACAGUGUGAGAGAGCGAAGAUCGAGCUACAGAAGAAGUUUGAAGACGCUUCAUCUACAACCGCUCAGCUGGAGGCAAAGGUGGAGAAACUGAGACAGAACUACACUGAGAAAUCACAGACAAUUGAAAGCCUUAAAGCAAAACUAUGUGAUGUGCACGCUGCACAUGAACACCUCUCAGAUGAGUUUGAAAAGAAGAAGGGAGAACACCAGACAUGUCUGAAAUCUGUGAAGGACGUGUCUGGAUGUCUAGAUUUGACAUCUGAGAAGAUGUCAAACAGGAUCAAGGAGCUUCGUCUGAAGUCUGAAGGCUUAAGGAAAGCUUCAGACAUGAUGGAGAAAACCGCCAGCGCUAUGCCAGACAUCAUAGAGGAGCUGAAGAGUCUGUUAGACACCGCAGCAUUCAAACAUGGGACAGCCACAGUGGUGCUGGGUCACUUACGCAAAGACGUGACUUCCUGUGAAGAGAGGAAGUGUCGACGCGUGCAGGUUCACUCUGUUCUGUUUGCUCAGCGCCGGGCCGUCAUGAAGGACAUAGAGGCAAAUCUACAGAAAGCUCUUCAAGACAACCUGGUGUUAGCACAAGAAUAAACGACGCUACAGAAAGCUUUAAUGAUAGCCAGACAAGAGGCCGUGUGUGUUUUUGACCAAAGAAACGCAGCAGACACCUACAUCCAAGACCACGAGCAGCUUUCUUUGUUGCAGAAGAGGAUGCACAAAGCCAUGCUGAAAUACUUCAAACGGCGCAGCGUCUACAGGCAGGCAGAGCUGGCCCGCUUCCAGGCCCUCUCCAACCAGAACACCAAGAAAAUGAAAGCCCUCCAGGAGGAGCUGUCAAACGCAAUCUACCGCCUCUCCGGCUUCCCGCUCGCCCCGACAGACCACUCGACACGACCGGCAGCCGGACAGACGCCCACAGUUCAGAUGUAGUGAAGACACUCACCUGCACCCGACGACUUACUUAAAGUCCCAGCAUGCUUCACUCUCUCCUCCAUCCACCGCUCAUCGCCCAAUCCAUAACAAUGAAACAGGUGACUUUCAUGGUGCUGUCAGGAAUGAUCUAAUUUUAGCGGGGUGAAUGAUUGCAAUUGGCUUUGCCUCAUCAGAUAAUUAAUCUAUGUCACCAUUAAUUGGAAAAGAGAAUAAUUAGGGGGCCGUGUUGACAGAAAUUCUCCGCUUCUCUAGAUUCUGGGAUCUCAUUACACCUACUUAAACUCCUCUGACCUUUAGCAGCGGAUAGUAUACCUGCGUGACCCUAUAACCAGACUGGGGUCGGUCUCCGCCCCACGCGCCGCGCCUCGCUCUCGUCUCUUUUUCUUGCUUGUUUGUGCUUUUCUUCCCUCUCCGCUCAGAGAGCUGUCGUCCUCAAUCACUUUUCAAUAUUCAAUCUUAAUUUUGUGGAAGUUUAGCAUUUUCAAUGAGCUGGAGAUGAAUGAUUAAUGAAUAAAUUUGAAUGCUUCAUUUUGUCCAUGGAUCAUUAGUCAAGUCCUUUGUGGGAAGGACCUGCGAAAAAAAAAGAGGGAAAAUUAUUGAGACAUUAGCCUGAAGCAAUCCAGGGGUAAAUAGUAUGCACAGAGGGAUGUUGUAUGAACGCUACCCACUGGCGUUCCGCGCAACCCCACGGAAACGCAAGCCUUCUAAUUUCCCCCGCUUCACGAGUCUGAUGUGCUCAGGCGACAAAUAGGUUUCAUUUACAAAAAUGAGUUUUCAUUUUGCUCUCGUGGUAUGUGCGUCUUUUGUUUUUCUUGUCUGUGCUUUUAACCCGUGUGCCUCCUUCGGUGAAAUGUAACGCCACCAAAUUAUAUUGAAGUUUGAGUUAAAAUUGACAAGCAGCCAUCAAAAGUGAAUGGGAUGUGUUGAAAAAUUGGGAUUAUGUUUUAGAUAUAUAAAAACAAAUCAAACUUUUACUUCGACCUCUUUACUAAUAAAUGUGACCCUGGACCACAAAACCAGUCAUAAGGGUCCAUUUUUUUUAAAUUGAGAUUUAUACAUCAUCAGCUUUCCAUUGAUGUAUGGUUUGUCUCUCCAGUCGUCAAACCAAAGCUUACUGUGCAUCCCGAAGUCCAGGUUGAAGUGCAGAGGUGACCGCGCCUUUUCAGCUGCUGACCCCCAAAAAUAAAGUUUUGAUAUAUUUGCGGUAAAAUAUUUUACUAAAUGCCUUCACGGAACAUGAUCUUUACUUAACAUCCUAAUGAUUUUUAGCAUAAAGGAAAAACCGAUCAUUUUGACCCACACAAUGUAUUGUUGCAGGCUAUUGCUACAAAUGAAGAGUUUGGUUCCAAAAUGAGAUAACUCCAUUUUUAAAAUUUCCCCAAAAUCAUGUUUUUAUUAAGUUAUCAUGUUUUUAUUGUGUUUUGUUGUGUUAGUAUUUUUUGAGUUAUUACGGCUUGAAUCAAAACAAACCAACUGCAGUUUGAUUGAUAUUAAUUGGAAAGCCCAAUACAAAAACAUCAAGUUAUCUCAUUUUCAAUCCAAUCUCAUUCAAAUAUACUACUACUACCUGCUAGUCAUGACUGGUUGUGUGGUUGAGGAUCACACGUCACAUUACAUGCUCCGAAACAUACAGAUGUUCAAUUAAAAACCAAAUAGAGAUUUACAAUCUAAUAUCAUUAAAGUUUCACACUUUUCAUAUGUAAUUGUGUUGUUUUGCAAUCUGAGGACACAACCCUAUAACCACAUGAACAAUCAUAAAAGAAUUCAACGUUUACAGUCUCUCAGGAUCCAUAACACGGCAGUUCAAAAACAACAUGUGAUUCGUAAUGAGAAGAUGCUUUUCUGCAAAGAACAAGUGAAGCAUCGUCUGGUUUUCAAGAGGCUUUACCUGUGAAAUGCAGACAGCUUUUGGCUAAACUGCAGAUGUGGAAGUGAAGUAUAUUCCCUGCGAAGUCUUACAAGAUUCAUUUGACAUGAACGAAUGGGUUUGUAGUUGACUCGUUCCCAUGACAGAAGCAGAAGUUUUAUAGCAGAGAGAAGUUUCUGAGAGACAUUCCACUACUGCACAAACUCACAGCGACAGGCAGCGAGAUUAUUACUGAAGGUCUCAGCGUUCGUCGUCUCCACAAGUGAAUAACGCGUGAUAAGUACAACAGCGCCUAACUAGUCCUCCAGAUUUAUGAAGACAGCAGACGGCUUUAAACUCUUCAAAAUAAAGGUAUAGUUCCCUAAAGACGCUUCAACAACCACACAACCUUUCUGAUGCACAAAUGGUUCUUUGUAAUGGCAAAAUAAACCAUAAAGAUGAACCUGGUUUUAGCACCUAUUGGGAUUUUUAUUAAUAAUAAAUAUGAUUAUUUAUUGAACAUUGUCUUUAUCAUACUGUUGUUGUUUCCAUUACAGUAAAGCUAAGCCACCUGAGGCCACGUGUUACACUGAUUUACCAUAGUGUACCAUGGUAAAGUACUGUAUGUAUGUCAUUUCUUUGCCAUUAGCACCAAACAGAAUUAAAAAAUAAUGAUUCAUCCUCUCCUUUAUCUUCCGUUACACAAACUCACAUCAUCGGUUAAAUCAGUGCCCAAUGAUACAACCACACAAAAAAGUGUUGGUAUAGAAACGAUACGCUUCAAGGGUUUAACACUUCGUGUUGUGUCGAACAACCCCCUUGCAUGGCUUUAGUCUAAACCGUCUCAGCCACAAGCACUUUAAAAUAAUAAACAUCAAUAUAUUACACGUGUGUAUUGUUGUGUUUUAUAGCAGGCACUCUCCAACCGUACAGCAAACUUUCCAGGCACCCCGGACGCCUCGGUCACGUUUUGAAGGAUGGAUUGUCUCUGUGCCAUCUCUUCCAGGUCGGGCAGCCAUAUUUUAAACGAGAACACUUCCCAAACACAUUCGUCUGCUCUCGCAGCCUCCAAUCAAUCGUCUGAAAUAAAUGACACGGGGCCAGGAAACACCACUGCCAUUAAUUUCAACAGAAACAUGCAUCACAGCUUACAGUGGGUUAGAUGCCACCAGACGACUCUAUUACGCACACGCCUGCACGGAUGCUGCAUUGCACGCUCGCUUUUGUGUUUCAGAGUGAGGUCACAGUCAAAAACCUUUCAUCAUUAUAUAUUAUAAUAUACAUAUUAUAUAACUCUCAUGUCAUUCUGAACCUGUAAGACACAAAAGAAGAUCUUUUGAAGAAUGUUGGUAACCAGAAAACGUUGCCCUCCAUUGACUUCCACUGUAUGAACAUUUCACCAUUGUCUUCUAUUUGAAAGAGUCAUACACAGGUUUUGAACCACAAGGGGGAAUAAAUUAUGAACACAUUUUUAUUUCCUUUGGGAAAAAUUUAAAUAGGAACAAAGUAUAAAACUGUGAUGUGAAAAAUGAUCAAUACGCCCUUUUCACAUGACGUCACGCAUCUUCCGCUCUGCCGCGAAGCAGUGUCUCAUUACUUCCGCUAGCACUCCAGUUCAUAAGGUGGCGGUAAUGCACCUAUGAGCUGAUUUGCCAACCGCCAGUAAAACCCAAGAAGAAGAAGUUACUUCCGCUCGCGCCUCAGAAUGGAGUUUACCAAGUCCCUUGCACAUCUGCCACAAAUACGUCUACAUGAUGUACAACGUCUUGCAGACAAAUUUUUUCGCUAACAACAAGAUCAAAGCUAGAGAAAGGAUACAAAUUCUUCGUUGAACAGUACCUGUUUGAUUAUGAAGGUACGUGUUUUGUUUUCUUUUUGUGUUAGCGAAGGUGCUAGGAUAAGUCCUUGAAUACGUGUUCUGUCAGUUUUUUUUCUCACUGUUGUUAAAUUCCAGCGCGACGGCAAAACGGAAGUUCUUCUCCUUCUUCUUCUUCUUCUUCUUGUUUGUUGCAAGACAUAUGUUAUGAUACACUGCUUUGCAAAAAGGCGGAAGUUAAGUGACGUCAUUGUGAAAAGGGCGUAUUAGUCAUUGCACUGUACUUAUAAAACAAUUGAAACUAUUUCAACUUUUUCUUAUGUUACAGCAACUCAUCACUAGUCAAGAUUUAAAUGAAUAAAUUGAAACGACAGCCAAUUGAAUUACAGAAUGCUUCAAUUUGAAGGCAAACACAAUUUGUGUACAGUGUCGUGUUUACAGCACGGUUCGGAUCAUUUGGAGAGAAUUGUUUGAGUUCAAUCUAUCUAAUGGCUAUCUUGGCAAAUCUGGAAACAGUCUGAGAUAUUGUUGAGAUCUUUAAUGCAAAAGUCGGACUCAAUUCUCCAUUUCCACUGCAUUUGAUGAUUCUAAAGAAUCAGUGAAUCAUCUAAACAAAUCACUUAAAACACGAGCAUGUAAAUGCUUCGUUCACUCAUCUAGCCAAAUAAAAAACAUAGCAAUUCAAAGCAUUUCCCUAAACUAUCAGACUCAAAUAAUAUUCUGAGAUUGAAUUCUUCUGUUCAAAUAUUAAGUUUGCCCCUCAUAAAGGCAAGAAACACAUAAUUACCAGAAACACACUUAGAAACUCUCAGACGUCAUGCUGAAACACGUUGACAACCCUUGAAAUGUGUACAGAUGCCGACGAGCGCGCGGGUGUGUUUAAUUGGAAAAAAAGCACCUGAAAUGUAGAAAAAAGGAAAACACGAAAUUAGGCCGAUAAACAAAUUCGUCAUGAAAAUAAUAUAUGUUCUCUUUGUCUCCACACUUCUCUGCCUCCCACACAUUCAUCUUAACAGGAUAAUAAUUUGUGAAAGUCUUUGACAUUUGUGGCUAGCUAGCAUGGUAAUAAACCUCUGGCUCGGAACGUUUUUUAGUUAAUUAGAGUCAAUCAAUCCAAACUUUUGCUCACUUACCGGUGUGAAACAGCGAUAUAAUGAGCAGAAAUCAGCACAGUGAUUGGAAAUACAAAUUACAGCUGUUUAAAGGAAACCACACAGUCUACUACGCGGCCAGCGAUGCACGAGCCUACUGGGGACAUCUUGAAGGGUUUGGUGCCAAUUCGAUGGGUGCAGUAAGGGGGAAAGAUAUGAAAUGGAGAUGAACGGAAAGAGAGAGAGAGAGAAAGCAAUGCGGGAUGUGAAGGACGGAUUCAGUCAGAUCACCCUGCCGGCAAUUAAGCACCAGUUACGUUUGACAAAAUCUCUUUAUUAAUACUUACACUGUGACAAUAAAAGCAAAGCGCAGAAGAGAAACGGAGGCCUGACGGGAGCGUGGACGCUUGUGUACUUUUUGUUUGACUUAUUUGAACAGUGGUGGUCACAAUAUGGGAUUUACAACAGAUUUCAUUCCGCUAUAAAGAAAAUGAUCAGUGUGGGAGACAAAUAAUAAUCAUAAAAAUAGACUUAUUUACACUGUUAAGAAAGUGUCAGGGCAAAUAUGGACGACGAACCCAAUGAAUGAUUCAAAUUAACCUACAAUUUUAAGGUUUUAAUUUUACUCAAAGGUUAGGCUUUGUUCAUAUUUGAUCCAACCCAGCAUACAUAUUUAUUCAUUUAUUUAUUAUAUAGAUUAUAUAAAGGAAAAACGCACGGUCCUGUUCAGUUUUACAAUUACAAACACACACACCAAAUAUGAAUUUAGAAUUUCAAUGAUUAAAUCUAUACGCUAUAAAUAUUAACUAGAAAAUAGAUCUAAACUAUGAACUACCGCCGUAUGGAUUUCCAUGUUUACUUUUUGGAUUUUCAUUUCGAUUUUCAAAUGAUUUUCUCUUUUUUACUCUUUCUCUCUCUCUCUCUCUCUCUCUAUAUAAAUAAAUGAAAAACUAAUUUAGCUCUGUAUACUGCGGUGGGCUAUAUGAGAGCAGUUUUAUUGCACUUAUGCUUUUUGUUGUCCUUGUGUUGUGCCAAUUGCUUCCAUUGUUUCCUUCAUCUGUAAGUCGCUUUGGAUAAAAGCGUCUGCUAAAUGACUCAAUGUAAAUGAAAUGAAAUUGUGGUAUUAAAAAUGUGGUAUCACAACCUAUGAUGUAAUAUUUGUGAUGGGCGUUUUAGCAGAGCGAUUUAGUUGAAUGAGACUUUUAUAGGUACUUACUAUAUAACAUGUCUGCAAACAAACACAAAAAGCAAUAACAUUUGCCAUACAUGUACAGUAUGGUGAAAAUUCUAUACAG